AUGAUGGACGAUUUGAUGUCGAGUAUGGAAUAUGAUGCCAAUGGCAGAAACCAGUUGGACCACCAGCAGAUGCAUUCAGUUUCUCCGGAAAGGCAGGGGGAUGGGGUGGGCAUGUAUCAUGGCCAUAAUCAUGGUCAUGGGCAGCAGGGAUACAUUCAAGACCCGAACAAUGCUGGACAGAUGUACCAGCAUGACCAGGCGAUGUAUUACGGCAACAUGUCUGACAAUCAGCAUGCAUACCAACAACACCAUCAACACAUGCAUCAGCAGCAUAUGCAGAUGGACCCCAGUCAGCACAUUGGGGACAUGAAUGUGGGAAUGUAUUCCCAUCAAAUGUCGCAACACCAAAUGCAGAUGGGACAAAUGAAUCAACAAGGCAACAUGGGUCAUCCUCCAGUUUGCCUCGGACCUGGUGGAAUGCACCAAUCGCAGAUACCAGGGCAAAUCAAGAACGAACCUCAGGAUCAGGAUCCAUAUCACUUUCAGGAAGAGGAGAACUUGGGUGAUCGGAGUAGGAAAUGUAUGCAUCUGUCUGGACUAAUCCCCGAGCCGAUGACUGCCGAUGAUGAUUACCGCCUAGUCAAUUACGGGAUAGGUUUUACGAACAUGGUUGCACGACCGACGAAAGGCUCACAGGAUUUAUCACGGAAAGAGAUCAAAGAAGGUGGUUCGGCAUUAGUGGACAAAGUUCGGAAGUUUCGGCCAAAAAUCGUCGUUUUUAACGGGAAAGGUAUCUACGAAGUCUUCUCCGGACGGAAAGAUUUCCUUUUCGGAAAGCAACCCGAGCCAGUUCAAGGCACCAAUUCAAUAAUCUGGGUCAUGCCGUCAUCCAGCGCACGGUGUGCCCAGCUACCAAGAGCAGCUGAUAAAGUGCCAUAUUACGUUGCUCUGCGGAAACUGCGAGACUACCUUAACGGCGUUCUCCCCGAUUUAGAAGAGAGUGAAGUCAUCUUUCCUGAUGUUAAAGGAAUCGAUGUCAAAUUAGAAGUUAAGGAUAAGGUUUGUGAUGGAGAGGGUGGGACACUCAUGGAUUUGAGUGGCACCAACUACCAAAGCGGUGCAUCUGAAGGCGCUCGUGACGAUUCUGGUGUUGACCAACCCGUGAAAAAGAAACGCGGGCGCCCUCGGAAAAUCCGCCCAGAAGAUGGUGGCCUACCCCCAGCUCCGCGACCUGCCCCACGAAGUCAGGUGACGACCACAGUCACGGAAGACGGUCAGGUUGUUGCUGUGAAAAAGCGUCGUGGACGUCCUCCAAAGCCGAAGCAAUCUGCAGCGGUUCCCGUGGAGAAACCUUCUCCCAGUAUAAGCAAUACUAGCAAUAGUGCUUUGACCAAUGCCAAUGGCAACGUUAGCAUGUGGAACGGUGGCACGCCGAGUUCAGGCAGUGACGCGUGUAUGUACUCCUCGCCUGGGGGCUACAGCUCUACGAUGUAUCAAGGCACCCCUCCGAACCCGAAUGACAGCAAUGCGUAUACCAGUGUGAGCAGUGGAUCCCCCGCGCGUGACAUGUGUUCCCCAGUGCUUGCCAGCUCUUCCCUAGCUCAAAAGACGAACAACGUCGAUGUGAGCCAAACACCCGAGGAACUGACUACAACAGAAGAAUCACAUACUCUUGACUCACCUCCACCACCGUCACCGAGUCUUGGUCCUGCAGACUUCUCGCCCCCAGCGACCCUAUCGGCUAGGAUAAAGUCAGACGUGGAAGUGAAGACUGAGGAAGAGGACUCAGGCCUGAGGCAAAGUUCGUCGUCCGCGACAGACGAUUCUAUGCCACCCCAGCAGCUGCAAACACAGCAGCAUGGUAUGGCGACUCUGGACGAGAACUCAAUAAAAAUGGAGCCGAGCGGAAACUCAAUUCCUUCGCAUAAUCCGCCGACCCCGACCUCCAACGUGGGAAUGAUGUAUGGAAACUAUGCCCCACGCAUGCUGAAAGAGGAGACUCCGCAAGACAUGUCUUCCAAGAGUUUAUCAGGGCUUGUAUCAUUAGUUGACCAGAUUCCGAGCAUUGCUCACAUUAGAGAUUCAGCAACGCCUGGUGGGCAAGUGAACCCAGACCUGAGUGUGGGCUUCAACGCGGAAAUGGUGCCCUCAAGCGGCGGUUACCCGCCGCACUCCGGCAGUGGGAACUUUUCUGUAUCGGCGCUGACGCAUUCCUCGCCCGUGCCACCUGCCCCACCAACGCCAACAUCUGCCACUCCGACGGGUGGAGAAGUAUCGCCAUUCCUGCACCGCCCAUAUGCCACUGAAAGCCCUCACUACGCCCAGGCCCAGGGUUCUGCCUACUCCGUCGCGCGGCCGCUUUCUAUGGGUGGCGGGAUUAUGGGCAUGGGUGGGGGUCCACCAGGCUAUCCACAUGGUAAUGCGGGACCAGGUGGGCAGGUACCCAACCAAAUGGGGUUCCCGCCGGGCCACUCCGGCUACUCAUAUGGUCAGUAUUCGUCCACGCCUCCGUACACGCACCCAUCGGCAUUCCCCUACUCCUCGCCUGCACCGAUCCAUGUGCCUGGCUCACACUAUCCGUAUCCAGGUGCUUUUCCGUGCAAUCCUCCGUAUCAAACCGGCUACCCACAAAAUCCAAUGGGUUUUGGGAGUUUUUAAUUUUUGGGAAGCGCUGCUUUUCUUCGUGCGGUAUGUUCGCUACUUGGGCUCAUAACUUUCGGCGCCCUUUCACUCCAGUUCUGGGUUUUUGUAACGUUUUCAUGUUUUUGUUGUCGUAUGAGCAAUUCAAGCCUUCUACAUUUUUAAACCGGUGGUUGUUCCACCUUCUAUACCAAAGCCCUUAGUUUUCUCGGAUCCAAAAUUUUUUUUAGCAUGUUUUAUCAAAAUGACGGGGAGUUGCAGAGGGGAUGGAAGAAAGGAAUGAAAUGGUUCAAGCCGCCAGAGCGAAUCUACAUUUUGCGUUCAUGAAGUACAAAUUGGAACUUGAAGUGGAUGAAGAGUAUUUGUACUGGAUUGGAGCGGUUAGCUUGCAUGAGUUCACUUCUACUUACCUCUAGAAUAAGAAAUUUGAGUAUUCUCUUUUGGGUUUCCUCCAACGGCGUAGGCCAGUGCUGCCGAGUCGGAGGCUUGUAGUGCUGUGGACAGGCCUGAGGCUAGUGUGGCAGAUCUUUUGUGUAUUUGAGAGUGGACUCUGAACCAAAGGCAUGAGAUUAAAAGAAAUGUUCAGCAGUAUUUGGAAACUUGAUCCCAAUCCUGUGUUACUGCUUCAAUGGGUCGAGAUUUUUUUCAGUUGCAUUUUACAUUAUUGUGAAACGGGAAGUUUGCGCACUUGGAUGUUGGGUUUGCCCUUUCAACUAAUUUGUUUCCGGGGUACUGCUGAAAUGUGAUGCCGCUCGUUCUCCAUGUGGUUACAACUGGCAUUGAGCCGAAGUGGUGACUAGAAGCGUUUCAGUGGUUUCAUUUUCUGUUUCACCGAGUGGCGUGUUUUUGACUCAACAAAGUAGGACGUUUUUGUGAUUACGGAGAGGGCGAUGAAUUGUUGAUUCAAUGGGGUUGAGUCUCCCAGAUCCUUCACAGCAGUGUUACAUAGUUCGCGAAUUCUGAAAUCCCAUUGUUUUAGCAGAGAUGAGUUAUUUUCCUGACGGUUGUUUUAUGGAUGGUUGUAAAAUUCUCGCUCUUUACACUGGAGUAACCUCCAUCUGACGUUCGCAGGAUCUCAAAACCCCCGACUAUGCGGUUGUCAUGUGAGUGGGACGAUUAGGAAUUAUUCAAGUUCAGGGAUUAUAAUUCUCUUGGUUGUCAUUUUGCUUUAUGGAGCUCAAAACUGCUUCCCACGCUUACUUUGGUGACCAAAAGUUUGUUGAGUUGGGUUGCGCAUCUGCAAGCGAAGUCUGGCUGCUCCCUGUUGGCAGGGAUGUGAUUUAUUUGUUGGAGGGUGAUCAUCUCAUUCUCGUGUUGGAUUUGAAUCAAAGUUCUGCAGUGCAAUUUGCUGUAGUUUGUAAACUGACAAUAAUGAGAUUUUAUCUUACAAAGGAAUUUUUCGCUGUGGGAAAUUCUGGAGGCACGAAGUUUGUUUUGACCUUUGGUGCUGUUGCUGCCACAGACCGCAGCAAGAAAUCAAAAUGAACCUCGUCUGUUGAAAUCUGAAGCGCCAUUAUCAUGUUUGUUGUGUCUUUCUUCGUCUAUGAAACACUCGCUGCACCUGCAGAUAAAAGCACAAUUCACCUUGUAUCUCUCUAGUCCUUCGUUACGGGUUGAGUUCCCGCUCGACCAUUGCAUUUCUUCUUUUGAAAAAAAGAAAGAAAACACAUCGCGGUACGCAGAACUUGUCCGCAUUCUCGUUGAUGCCAAAAAAGAAGUGCUUUUAACCCACUGCAACAAGUUUUCCCACCAAAGCAAUGUCCAGUGUUGACUCCCUUCAUUUUUGAGCAUCCCCAACUCACCAUGAUGGCAUUCUCGUGAAACUGGGGUGUGAGUAGCUCCUAGAAUACGGGUGAGAAUGAAGUUGGGGAGACGCUUCUGAUUUGUGAUGUCCUGUCUCUUGGUUUCCCUUGGAUCUGGACUGAUGGAAUCUGGAGGUUUUUCGAUGAGGUCAACUGGCAGGAGUUGUGCAUUAAUUGAUUCACCUGCGUCAGGGGUGGAUCAAUCUGCGGAACUAAUCUUAUGUGGAUGAGAAAGAAAGCAGGAAUCUGAACUUGCACAGGGUAUUUUACUAAUGGGUAACUGUGGCGUUGUUGCGAAUGAGAGUAUGUGGGCUUGUCAGGAAUGCCGACUCUUGAAAGGUUGAUGGAAGAUCCUGUUGGAGCUUUUGUAUGCCAAACUGGGGUUCCUGUGACAAUCCAUUGGAAAGUUUCUCAAAAUUUCCUUUCUCUCCCUCUCUCACUUUCUCCGUGCGAAGUUCAAAAUUGCAAACUGUUGUUCCUUCAGUCCAUUGUAUGAUAAAUACCCUUCUUCUUAGUGGCUUUCCUGCUCAAUAGUUCGCAUUGCCAAUGGGUUAACCAUGAUUUUGAAUGAGCUUCUUUUGGUGGUUUGUAAUGUCAGGUCCUGCUUGUUCCCAUUUCAGAGCAGAGGCUCCGUCGUAUGAUCUUCGUGAAAUUCUUUGCCGAUUUUUCUUUGCUUGAAGUCAUGUUGCUCAAGAACUAAUUGUGGGAUGGAAGGGUGUUGUCCUGGAUGAAAUUUCUAUUGCCACGAGUGCACAGGAUAUAGACUUUGCACGUUUCGGAGUUCUGGUCUUUUUGUCAGUGUUGAAUCUCGAUUCUGCGGGAGCUUUGAUUACAUCCAAUUAGCAUUGGCAUGGAAUUGCGUUGCCUCUAACCCCCUCUCUGCACCUUUGGAUCAUUUUCAAUAUCCUGGAGGAGGCGUUUUGAUGGGCCUGAUGUCAAACACCAAGAUUUUUGAAUUGAAGUUUAAUUCAAGAAUAUAUAUAUUAAUUUAUGACAUUGCUGUAUUAUGAGUGAAUUGGUAGGCUCUGUGUGUAAAAUUUCUCAAUUUGUGAGAGCAAAGGAAUAUUUCAUUCUCAG
Messenger RNA from Notodromas monacha, 5459 nucleotides. The record is from the annotation of a GenBank genome assembly. NCBI's taxonomy places the organism in Eukaryota, Metazoa, Arthropoda, Ostracoda, Podocopida, Cyprididae.